Capsaspora owczarzaki ATCC 30864 is the source of this 1135-nucleotide messenger RNA. RefSeq names its product transmembrane protein. Gene Ontology annotation, cellular component: membrane. The coding region runs from base 58 to 1041 and encodes 327 amino acids. Lineage: Eukaryota; Filasterea; Ministeriida; Capsasporidae. The transcript is spliced from 4 exons. The record is from RefSeq and is a predicted model, not a curated record.
UUCUUAUUUUUAUUUCAUUUAAUCCCUCCAUCUCACUAUCUCACUGCGCAAAAACCAAUGUCAGCAGAGGAGGUGCGAAAGGAGCGCGCGUCGCUGCAAACGAGCUUUCGCAACAUUGAGACGAGCUUUGCCAACUUUAAGGCGGCGUCCAAGACCAUGUUCACUGCGCAGGACGACUGCGUGAAGAGCAUUGGAGCGCAAAAGAAGGCGAUCGGCGAGCUGCUGGACAUGGCGAAACGCAAGCCAGCGGGACUGACAGACCAGGAGCGAACCGAGCUCGAGCGCGAAACGGCCGAGCAGAAGAGCCAGCUCUCCCGCAUGGAGGUCUCCUUCCCACAGAAGAAGUCGGUGCUGCUCGGACUCGUGCUGGGAGACGUGAAUAUGACCCUCCCAAAGAUGGGCGAUCGCUUCAAGUACAAGGAGGAUUACGAAAAGUUCAAGGCGCGCAUGACCAUGAUCACUGUGCUCAUCUCGUUGCUCAACCUCACACUGCUGCCGUUCCGCUUCGUGGAGGCCCUGCUGCACUGCUUGAUUGUCUGGUUUUACUGCACGGCCACUUUGCGCGAGCACAUUUUGAUUGCAAACGGCUCGCGCAUCCGGAACUGGUAUCUCUGGCACCACUACAUUAGCGUCGUGCUCACGGCCAUGCUGCUCAUCUGGCCAGACGGCUUUGCGUACCAGGCCUUCCGAACCCAGUUCCACAUUUUUACGAUUUACGUUGGUGUGCUCCAAUUCAUCCAGUUCCGCUACCAAACCUCCCGCUUGUACAUGCUUCGUGCCCUUGGCAAGACGGACGCCAUGGAGGUCACCGCGGAAAUGUCUUCGCGUGGAUUGACGUAUCUCGUCGUGAUGCUGAUGAUUGGACAUGGCUUCCAAGUCUACAACGCGUACACCCUGUACGAGAUCACCAUGGAUCCCCGCUGCCUUGAGUGGCAUCCUUCGGCGCUGGCCGUUAUUUUUAUUGUGCUUGCCUCUGGCAAUUUCAUCACCUUGAUGCGCACGCUCGUCCACAAGGCAAAGAAGCACCCAGCUUCGGCAUAACAGUUGCUUCUCCCGGGUUCUUUGUUUGUGUAUGUCGUUGAACGGUGUCUGCCAAAAUGAGCAUUUGUACGAAUUAGAGAAUGUGUUGCAUGAA